Euleptes europaea (tarantolino) is the source of this 1188-nucleotide messenger RNA. It is a transcript of the gene DND1, whose product is annotated as DND microRNA-mediated repression inhibitor 1. Gene Ontology annotation, biological process: mRNA stabilization; negative regulation of miRNA-mediated gene silencing. The record is from RefSeq and is a predicted model, not a curated record. Lineage: Eukaryota; Metazoa; Chordata; Lepidosauria; Squamata; Sphaerodactylidae. Gene Ontology annotation, cellular component: cytoplasm; nucleus. Gene Ontology annotation, molecular function: mRNA binding. The transcript is spliced from 5 exons. Bases 1 to 1188 code for a protein of 395 amino acids.
AUGGAGCCGGGCGGCGGAGCCGGCGGCGCGGGGCAGCAGGAGUGGAGCGAGGAGGUGAACCGGGCCAACAAGGCGGCCCUCUCGGCCUGGAUGCGGCACACGGGUGUCCGGCUGGUGCAGGUGAACGGGCAGAGGAAGUACGGCGGGCCGCCGCCAGGCUGGGCCGGCAGGGCCCCACCUUCCGGUUCAGAGGUAUUCAUAGGUAAAAUCCCACAAGAUAUCUAUGAGGAUAAACUAAUACCUCUAUUUCAAAGUGUGGCGAAGCUCUAUGAGUUCCGCCUGAUGAUGACAUUUAGCGGCCUGAACCGGGGCUUCGCAUAUGCCAAGUAUGCCAACCGGCGCAGUGCCCAGGAGGCCAUCGCUGCUCUCAACGGCUUCGAAAUCCAACCUGGCCACCCUAUUGCAGUCUGCAGAAGCACCGAGAAGUGCGAAUUGUCCAUCGACGGACUGGCGUCCUCCAUCAAAAAGCGCCCACUUCUGCAGCUACUCUGCGAGCUCACUGCGGGAGUGACCGGCGUCUCCUUGCACCCGAGCCCUUUCCAGAAAGGAAAGCAGUUUGCAGAGGUGAAAUAUAUCUCCCACUGGGCUGCUGCGAUGGCGAAGAAGGUGCUGGUGGAAGGGAGUUUAUCCCAGUGUGGAGAUCAAAUUGACGUUGAUUGGCUGAAACCAAACAUGAAGCAGGAACUCCACACCUCUCUGCAAGCCUUCCCUGAGAUCCUGCCAUCCAGUUGCUCUGUUGAAGAUGACCCCAGCCGAAGGCCAGGUGAUCAUCAUGUGCCGCUGGCAAUGGGAAGUGUGCUAGACUACCUGAACUUGCAGUGUGAGGAGCGGCAGCUGGGGGCCCCCGUGUUCCUUACCAAGUGCAUGAAGAGGAAACCUGGUGGCUGGUUUCAGUACUGGUACCAAGUGGUGAUUCCAAACUAUCCGUCACCCUUCAGCGGGUUGAUCUGGAUCAAGCAAGAUCAGUUUGCUGUCACGGAAGACCAUGAAAAAGCAAAAGAUGCGGUAGCUCUACAAGUGCUUAAAGUCAUGGGUUUCUCUUUCAUCAAAGUGGAAUUCAUUAGAAAGAGGAAAAGGAAUGGAUUGUUGGAUUUCAGGGAGAAAUUGAAUAAAAGGAAUUAUCUUAGCAACACUAUUGCUGCCAGUUUUUUCAGUGGCUGUGCUUUCACAGUAGCAGCAGAGCACUAA